Hypanus sabinus (Atlantic stingray) is the source of this 3216-nucleotide messenger RNA. RefSeq names its product dual specificity phosphatase 13a (gene dusp13a). Gene Ontology annotation, molecular function: MAP kinase phosphatase activity; protein tyrosine/serine/threonine phosphatase activity. NCBI's taxonomy places the organism in Eukaryota, Metazoa, Chordata, Chondrichthyes, Myliobatiformes, Dasyatidae. The record is from RefSeq and is a predicted model, not a curated record. Bases 2146 to 2799 code for a protein of 217 amino acids. Gene Ontology annotation, cellular component: cytoplasm. Gene Ontology annotation, biological process: negative regulation of MAPK cascade; protein dephosphorylation. The transcript has 5 exons.
CUGUGGGCUGGCUGGUCUCUGUUCACACUCCACUGCUGUUUGAGCCAGUGACAGGCAGCUCGUGACUGGCCUGUCAAUUCGAAAUGAGGCCCUCCCUGGGCUGUAUUCAGUAACUUGACCGGGAAGUCAUUUCUCACAACUUCUUAGCUGAUGAACAGGAAAGAACUGGACCUUAACACCUAGUCCAACCUAGGAGGCUGGAGCAGGUCUCGGGCCGGGCAGCGCUUUCGGGGCUGCUUUUUGAGUCCGCAGAAGUAACACUGCGCGGGCUUUUGAUUGGUUGGGUUCGGGGAGUUCGUGGAAUCGCGACUGGCAGCGGCGUUGGUGAAUUCGCUCACAGGAACCAGCGGGGGAUUGUGCGGCUGGACAGCGUCAGCAUUGUGCAGAGCAGCCUCCAGCGUGUCGGCUGUCUUGAUCACCGAGUGUAAGGUAAGAUCGGCAUUUUCCAGCAGCCGCUGGCGCACAUACACUGACCUAAUUCCUGUAACAAAGGCAUCUCGUACUAGCAGCUCCGCAUGCUGUUCCGCCAUGAGCAUUUUGCAGUCACAAGUCCUGACGAGUGUCUGUAGGGCUCAGAGAAACUGGUCGCUCGAUCCUCUAGGCCGCUGUCAUCGCGUAGCUAAGUGAUGUCUUGCAUAGACGGUGUUCACUGGCCGCAGGUACUGUCUUUUGAGGGCGUCCAGUGCCCCUUCAUAGGUCGGCAGGCCUCAGUUAAGUGAAUAAACUUUUGGGGUGAUCCUCGAGAGGAGAAUUUGGUGCAUAACAGCUAGUUCAGUUGCACUAACCUCCUCUAAGUAUAAUUGGAAGCAUGCAAGCCAGAGUUCAGAGGCAAGAGCUGCUUCAGGGUCUUGGGGGUCCAAAUCCAAUCUUUCUGGACGUAAAACGGUUUCCAUGUUUUAAAACUUCCAGUCAAUAAAAUUGAUGCACCAUCAAUAACUCUCUCUGAGACGUAAAGGCAAGAUAUCGGCUUUUAUGCACUGGAAGAAGGAAUAAGCAAUGGUUGACCACCAUACUACAUCCUGGAGACGGAGAGGCCGGGCUCAGGCCUCAAUCGCCUUUAUACAGGGGUCUGUGGGAGGAGCCACAGGAGCAGUCAGCAGGGGGCAUGUCCAUACAGGUAUAUGUAGUUCACCACAGAAAGCUAAUGGCAUGCUGGCCUUUAUAACAAGAGGAAUUGAAUAUAGGAGUAAAGAGGUCCUUCUGCAGCUGUACAGGGCCCUGGUGAGACCCCACCUGGAGUAUUGUGUGCAGUUUUGGUCUCCAAAUUUGAGGAAGGACAUUCUUGCUAUUGAGGGAGUGCAGCGCAGGUUCACAAGGUUAAUUCUCGGAAUGAUGGGACUGUCAUAUGUUGAAAGAUUGGAGCGACUGGCUUGUAUACACUGGAAUUUAGAAGGAUGAGAGGGGAUCUGAUUGAAACAUAUAAGAUUAUUAAGGGAUUGGACACACUGGAGGCAGGAAGCAUGUUCCCGCUGAUGGGUGAGUUCAGAACUAGAGGCCACAGUUUAAGAAUAAGGGGUAGGCCAUUUAGAGCAGAGAUGCGGAAAAACUUUUUCACCCAGAGAGUGGUGGAUAUGUGGAAUGCUCUGCCCCAGAAGGCAGUGGAGGCCAAGUCUCUGGAUGCAUUCAAGAAAGAGUUAGAUAGAGCUCUUAUAGAUAGUGGGGUCAAGGGAUAUGGGGAGAGGGCAGGAACGGGGUACUGAUUGUGUAUGAUCAGCCAUGAUCACAGUGAAUGACAGUGCUGGCUAGAAGGGCCGAAUGGCCUACUCCUGCACCUACUGUCUAUUGUCUAUUGAGUCCUGUCUCAGAAAGGCAGUGUCCAUUACUAAGGACCUCCAGCACCCAGGGCAUGCCUUUUUCUCACUGUUACCAUCAAGUAGGAGCUACAGAAGCCUGAAGGGACACAUUCAGUGAUUCAGGAACAGCUUCUUCCCCUCUGCCAUCCAACUCCUAAAUGGACAUUGAAUGUUUGGACACUACUUCCCUUUUUUUUAAUAUGGAGUAUUUGUUUUUUUUGAAUGUUUUUUAAACCUAUUCACUAUACAUAUACUGUAAUUGAUGUACUUAUUUAGCAUAAUUAUUUUCAUUUUUUUUUCUUUUCUAUAUUAUGUAUUGUAUUGAACUGCUGCUGCUAAGUUAACAAAUUUCAUGACACACGCCGGUGACAAUAAACCUGAUUCUGAUUCUGAUGUAGGAGAGAGUCUGAAAAUCUGCAUGGAAGGUGCGUCCCACACACUCACACAUCGCUACAGUGUACAGAGUGCAAACAAAGAUGACUAUGAGCCUCCAACCAUGUCAGAACUUCAGCAAUGUCUCUGGACCAGAGCGUCCUCAGGAAAUGUGGACCAAGUUUGGCCAAACCUUCACCUGGGAGAUGCACGGACCGCUCGGGAUAAGUGGGUGCUACAGAGCCUGGGUAUCACACAUGUCCUCAAUGCUGCCCAUGGCAAGUUCAACAUUAACACCGGAGCCGCUUACUACAAGGAUAUGAACAUACAAUACUAUGGAAUUGAGGCAUUCGAUGCGACAGAUUUCGACAUGGCUCCCUUCUUCUACCCAGCUGCAAAGUUUAUCAGAGCGGGCCUCAACACCGUGGGUGGUAAAGUUUUCGUUCAUUGUGCAAUGGGGAUCAGCCGGGCAGCCACUCUAGUUCUCGCCUUUCUGAUGAUCUGUGAGAAGAUGACGCUAAUCGAGGCCAUUAAAACCGUAAGUGCGCACAGAAACAUCUCGCCGAACUACGGCUUCCUCGGGCAGCUUCGGGAACUGGAUAGAGCGCUGAUGAGGGAAAGGAGGGGGAGAUGACUGCUGACACGGCGACGUCACUGGGCCAUAAUCACCAGAGGAACAAAACUUUAUCAACCUUCUUCUUCCAGUGCACGUUAACACGCCUUGUUUAUCAGCACCUCGCCUCUGCUCUCACCUGAGUGUAUUAGUUACAGAUGCCUUCGCCGCGCUUACUGAUGCUCCAGCACUUGCACAGAUUGCUCACUUGUGCUUUGUGGAGAAAGGAGAUUCCGUGCACCUUUCCAAGGGAGCGCGGUUCCUCCAGAAACACGUGGCUGGUGUCACUGACGACAUUUGAAAUAUUGCUUAGAUCGGCGACACAUCCCAGUGAACAGGGCACCUAACAUAUAAUUUCUCCCACUAUUUCAAACGUUGGUAGCAAAUUAACUUGUAUUGUACGUUAAUUUAGACGGAAUAAUAAAAAUUACAACAAGC